AUGAACAUUAUACAAAUCACCAUCUUCAUCCUCAUCAUCAUAAUCAUCAUCCCAAUCACCACCAUUAUCCUCACCAUCAUAAUUCCCAUCACCCUCAUGGUCAUCAACUUCAUCCCAAUCAACAUCAUCAUCAUCUUCAUCAUCAUAAUCCUCAUCACCCUCAUGGUCAUCAACAUCAUCCCAAUCACCAUCAUUAUCCUCAUCAUCAUAAUCCUCAUCAAGCUCAUGCAUCCUCACCAUCAUAAUUCCCAUCACCCUCAUGGUCAUCAACAUCAUCCCAAUCAACAUCAUCAUCCUCAUCAUCAUCAUCAUCAUAAUCCUCAUCACCCUCAUGGUCAUCAACAUCAUCCUUUCUACUAUACAUUGGAAAUACCUGAGAUGGACUUCGCACAGUUUCAGAUAUCCAUUGACAAGAUGUUGAGGAAACUGAUGGACUAUCUGCAAAGGUUGAAUUUACCUGACAUGAAGUUGACACUGGUGGAGCUGGAGAAGCUUCAGAUGGCAAUCAAAGAGAUGUUCCUGAAACUGCCGAAGGAUCUGGGAAGUUUGAAUUUACCUGAGAUAAAGUUGACACUAGUGGAGCUGGAAAAGCUUCAGAUGUCCAUUGGCGUGAUGUUUAAGAAACUGAGAAAGGAUCUUGGAAGUUUCAACUUACCUAAAAUGAACUUGAAACAGGUGGAGCUGGAAAAGCUUCAGAUGUCCAUCAAUGAGAUGUUCAAGAAGCUGACUAUGAAUCUGGGAAGUUUGAGGUUACAUGAGAUGAACUCAACAGAAACUGGAGUAAGAAAAGGUCACCACCCUCAUUAUCCUCCUCCUCAUCAUAAUCCACAUCAUCCUCAUGAUCAUAAACAUCAUCCUAGUCACCAUAAUCAUCCUCAUCCUCAUCAUCAUAAUCGUCAUCAUACUCAUGGUCAUCAACCUCAUCCGAAUCAUCAUAAUCAUCCUCAUCAUCAUAAUCCUCAUCACCCUCAUGGUCAUCAACUUCAUCCCACUCAGCAUCAUCCUUCUCAUCAUAACCCUCAUCAACUUCAUGAUCAUAAACAUCAUCCUAGGCACCAUAGUCAUCCCUAUCAUUAUAAUCCUCACCAUCCUCAUGGUCGUCAACCUCAUCCCAAUCACCAUAAUCCUCAUCAUCAUAAUCCUCAUCACUCUCAUGGUCAUCAACAUUAUCCUCACUACUAUGGAUUGGAAAUACCUGAGAUGGACUUUACACAGUUUCAGAUAUCCAUUGACAAGCUGUUGAGGACUCUGACAGAUGAUCUGCAAAGGUUGAAUUUACCUGAGAUAAAGUUGACACUGGAGGAGCUGGAGAAGCUUCAGAUGGCAAUAAAAGAGAUGUUCCAGAAACUGCCGAAGGAUCUGGGAAGUUUGAGUUUACCUGAGAUAAAGCUGACACUAGUGGAGCUGGAAAAGCUUCAGAUAUCCACUGACGUGAUGUUUAAGAAACUGAGAAAGGAUCUUGGAAGUUUCAACUUACCUGAAGUAAACCUGAAAGAGGUCGAGCUGGAAAAGCUUCAGAUAUCCAUCAACAAGAUGUUCAAGAAACUGACAAUGAAUCUGGGAAGUUUAAGAUUACAUGAGAUGAACUCAACAGAAACUGGAAUAGGAAAAGGACACCACCAUCCUCGUCCUCAUCAUCAUCAUCAUCAUCCUCAUCAUCCUCAUGGUCAUCAACAUCAUCCUCAUGACUAUACACUGGAAAUACCUGAGAUGGACUUUACACAGUUUCAGAUAUCCAUUGACAAGAUGUUGAGGAAACUGACGAAUGAUCUGCAAAGUUUGAAUUUACCUGAGACGAAACUGAUAAAGGUGGAGCUGAAAAAGCUUCAGAUGUCCCUCAACGGGAUGUUUAAGAAGCUUACAUUGGCUAUGGGAAGGGUGAAAUUUUCCACAAUGAACUUGACACAGACAGAGCUGGAAAAGCUUCAAAUGUCCAUUGACAUGACAUUCAUGAAACUGAUGAAGGUUCUGCAAAGUUUGGAUUCACAUGGAUUCAAGAUUGACAUGAUAGUGGUGGAAGUGGAAAAGAUUCAGAUGUCCAUUGAUGAGAUGUUCAUGGAACUGAUGAAUGCUCUGAGAAGGUUGAAUUUACCUGAGAUGGACUCAACAGAAGCUGAAGAAGGAAGAGGCAGUCAGCAGGAUUUGAUUUUACAUCACCGUCCUCAUCAUCCUCAUCCUCAUCCUCAUCCUCACCUCCAUCCUACUCAUCCUCACCCUCAUCCCCAUUAUCCACAUCAUCCACAUAACUCGGCUGAGGUAUCUGAGCAUGAGAAGAUUACAGAAAUCCCAGUUGAUUGGAGAAGGGAGCGUCUGGUAAGUUCGGAUGUACCUGUGAUGCGUGUGACAAAUGUGGAUUUUGGAAAGUUUCAGAUGUCCAUUGACGAGGUGUUGAAGAAACUGACUAAGGAUCUGGGAAGGUUAAAGUUACCUGGGAUAAACUUGAUAAAGGUGGACCUGAAAAAGCUUCAGAGGUUCAUUGACAAGAUGUUUCAGAAGCUGCCAAAGAAUCUGAGCAGUUUGAAUUUACAUAAGAUGAAGUUGAUACAGGGGAGAAUGGAAAAGGUAAUGUACACUGUUUGA
Messenger RNA from Epinephelus lanceolatus (giant grouper), 2580 nucleotides. Lineage: Eukaryota; Metazoa; Chordata; Actinopteri; Perciformes; Serranidae. The record is from RefSeq and is a predicted model, not a curated record.